This is a messenger RNA of Frieseomelitta varia, 1085 nucleotides long. RefSeq lists its product as uncharacterized. Bases 1 to 861 code for a protein of 286 amino acids. The record is from RefSeq and is a predicted model, not a curated record. The transcript is spliced from 3 exons. Lineage: Eukaryota; Metazoa; Arthropoda; Insecta; Hymenoptera; Apidae.
AUGAAUUUCGACAGAAAAAAAAUUAUACGAAAUAUUGAAAAAUUUUCAAUACGUUUCAAAAACAAUUUCAUUUCAGAAGUGGAAUCAAUUUCCCAGCUGUUGAAACAAUCUCACAGCAUCGAAAGACAUUCGCCCAACAUAUGCGCGGACCUCUACCAAGAAUUUUGCAAACACGUCGAUCAAAUGAAUAGUGAAAGAAAGCUUCUAAUCGAGCCAGAUUUCAUGAAGAAUAACGAGCCGAAUGAGGAGAAGAAAGAUGACGUUCUAUCGUCAAGGGAGAUCGGAGAACAAUUGAAAGAAGAACAAAUAAAAUCAUUGAUCGAAAAGAUUCCCGGAAAUUCAAUAAGUACAGACGAAUUCGAAACACACGAAGAGCUAUCCGUUCAUUUGCAGAAUCUUGGAAUGGACGCAGCGUUGAAAGAUAAAAUAUUAAAAAGUAUAAACGCUCCGAAAACCGAGGAGCAAAGAGAGAGAGCAAAAAGGGCAGCUGAGAAGUUGAAGAAGAUCUCCAGAGAAGCGAUGACAAAGGGAAAGCCUCUAUUGGAACAAUCUUCCCCUGUUAAAAAUCAGAAACAAUAUCUUGAAAACAGUAGACAAUUUUUCAUGGAUCUGUUAAAAGAGUUUUUCGACAAUGAUGAUAAAGACGUUAAUCCCACCAAGAGUGUUGAUGAAAAAACCGAAUUGAACUCGAUUAUUGAAACAGUCACUGAUAUUUCAAAGAAAACUACCAUAGAAGAAGCUGUAAAAUUAUCGUUGGUUAACAAUGACAGAAGUCAGGGUGAUGAAAUUCUUGGCACAGAAAAAGAAAAUGUCAAUAAACCGAGGAAAAGUUUGGAGAUCCAGGUCUUUCAAGAAAACUGAAACAGAAAGUUUCAGAAAGAAAAUGUUAGUAUUUGAAAGAAAAAAAAUUUAAGGAAAAAGAUAAUUGGCUUUUCGCAUACGAUGGAAGACGAAAAAUAUCGUCGAUUUUAUGUUAAGUUGUAUUUCCUUUCCCACUGUAUUUCCUUCUUUUGUAUUCAAAUAAACGAAUUACGUUUCAAUUACUCGUGCAUCGAGAACAUUAAUAUCGUAAUAAAGAGAUCCAA